AUGGCAUCCCAGGAAUCGAUCGCAUUAUUUCUAAUGAGUUUGAGUCAUAGAGUGGUUCCCAAUCUUUUCUUUGAACCUCCCCAGAGAGCUGAAUCUUAUGUUAUCGUGCAAAUUCAGUUUGCUCUGAACAGUAUCCAGAGUGCUGAAGCAAUGUUAUCGAACAGCUUGAAUGAUUCGGAUCAGCUCUCAAUGAUUCUACGAAAAUUAUAUCAAAAAAUCAGCAAGACUGAUUUCUAUGCCAUCUAUUGCUAUUACGAAUUUGGCUUAGCAGUAAUCAAUCGUCUCAAUGAAUUAAUAGAAAAAGAACAGAAGAAGGCACGAAAUAAGUUAAAUAUGAAAGUUCAGAGAUAUUUACCAGCUGAUACUUCUCUAGUUGUGGCAAAGGAUAAAAUUAAAAAGGCUAAAAAAAUAAUUGAUAUUUUUGGUUCUAUAGGUCUAUUUAGAAUUUAUUAUGUUUGUUUAUUUUCUAUAGAUCAGCUCUCAUAUUUUAAAGAAGAUGAUAUCAACUUCAUAAAAGCAAAAUUACCAAACCCUGAGACGCCAUAA
Messenger RNA from Funneliformis geosporum, 546 nucleotides. The record is from the annotation of a GenBank genome assembly. NCBI's taxonomy places the organism in Eukaryota, Fungi, Glomeromycota, Glomeromycetes, Glomerales, Glomeraceae.